This is a messenger RNA of Eufriesea mexicana, 1624 nucleotides long. RefSeq names its product serine hydroxymethyl transferase (gene Shmt). NCBI's taxonomy places the organism in Eukaryota, Metazoa, Arthropoda, Insecta, Hymenoptera, Apidae. Bases 53 to 1624 code for a protein of 523 amino acids. Gene Ontology annotation, biological process: tetrahydrofolate interconversion. Gene Ontology annotation, cellular component: nucleus; mitochondrion; cytoplasm. The transcript has 7 exons. The record is from RefSeq and is a predicted model, not a curated record. Gene Ontology annotation, molecular function: glycine hydroxymethyltransferase activity; pyridoxal phosphate binding.
UAGUGAACUACAUACUUUCAAAGCUGUGACGCUGUAUAGUAAAAUCUUCAUAAUGAUUACUAAUUGGUCGAAUUUAAAUCUACCUGGUUUUCGAUUGGCUGAGAACUUAUUUAUGAACCGCACGCAAUGUAUAAGAGUACGUGUUAUUCAACAACCCAUGUCAGAAGUUUUUCGCAAGCGAAAUUGUAAAGUGGAUUUUUCAACCACCUGUGGCAUACGUAAAUUCUAUAUGGCUAAUAUACUUUAUAAAAAUGUCUGGGAAACAGACCCAGAACUCUUUGAAUUAAUGAAAAAAGAAAAACAAAGACAAGAGUCUGGCCUUGAAAUGAUUGCUAGUGAAAAUUUUACCUCUCUGAGUGUUCUUCAAUGUUUAAGUUCUUGUCUUCAUAAUAAAUAUAGUGAAGGUCUUCCAGGUCAAAGGUAUUAUGGGGGAAAUGAAUACAUUGAUGAAAUUGAAUUGUUGGCACAAAAACGUUCUUUAGAAGCAUUUAAUUUAGAUCCUGAGGAAUGGGGUUGCAAUGUACAACCAUAUUCAGGAAGUCCAGCUAAUUUUGCUGUUUAUACAGGUUUAAUUGAACCUCAUGAUCGUAUAAUGGGUUUAGAUCUUCCUGAUGGAGGACAUCUUACACAUGGUUUUUUUACUUCAAAUAAGAAAGUUUCUGCUACAUCAAUAUUUUUUGAAUCAAUGCCAUACAAAGUUGAUCCAAAAACUGGUUUAAUUGAUUAUGAUAAGUUAGCUGAAGAAGCAAGUUUAUUUAAACCUAAAAUUAUAAUAGCAGGUGUAUCAUGUUAUAGUAGAUGUUUAGAUUACAAACGAUUUAGAGAAAUAGCAGAUGAAAAUAAUGCUUAUCUAUUCAGUGAUAUGGCCCAUAUAUCAGGAUUAGUUGCUGCUGAAUUAAUUCCUAGCCCAUUUGAAUAUAGUGAUGUUGUAUCUACUACAACCCAUAAGACUUUAAGAGGGCCUCGAGCUGGUGUUAUUUUCUUUCGUAGAGGAAUCAAGAGCAUUGACAAAAAUGGUCAAAAAAUUAUGUAUGAUUUAGAAGAUAAAAUUAAUCAAGCUGUGUUUCCAGGACUACAGGGAGGGCCUCACAAUCAUGCAAUUGCAGGCAUAGCUACAACAAUGAAACAAGUUAAAUCAGAAGAGUUUAUCCAGUAUCAGAAACAAAUUAUAGCUAAUGCAAAGAGAUUAUGUUCCAAGCUUCAGGAGUACAGUUAUAAAAUCAGUACAGAUGGAACUGAUGUUCAUAUGCUACUUGUAAAUUUACAAUCUAUGGGUAUUACAGGAUCUAAAGCAGAAAAGAUUUUGGAAAGUAUUUCCAUAGCUUGUAAUAAAAACACAGUGCCUGGUGAUAAAAGUGCAGUAAAUUGCAGUGGUAUUAGACUUGGUACACCUGCAUUAACCACCCGUGGUUUAGUUGAAGAAGAUAUUGAUAAAGUUGUCGAUUUCAUACACAGAGGCUUGUUACUCGCUAAGGAAGUGACUAAAAUCUCUGGUCCUAAGCUUGUUAAUUAUAAAAAUGUAUUAAGUUCUAAUCCAAACAUAAAAGCAAAAGUUACAGCUUUAAGAGAAGAAGUUGAAGCGUUUUCUAGACAAUUUCCUAUUCCUGGUUUUAAAGAAUAUUAA